Messenger RNA from Paramecium tetraurelia, 1494 nucleotides. RefSeq lists its product as uncharacterized. Lineage: Eukaryota; Ciliophora; Oligohymenophorea; Peniculida; Parameciidae. The record is from RefSeq and is a predicted model, not a curated record. Gene Ontology annotation, biological process: protein phosphorylation. The transcript is spliced from 2 exons. Gene Ontology annotation, molecular function: ATP binding; protein serine/threonine kinase activity.
AUGGCAAUAAUUAUUUAGUAUAAGUCAUUUAAAUAAAAAAUGACUAUUGAUAUCUCGACCAACAAAAUAUCUUGGCUUGUGGAAACAAUUAAAUAAGAAAUGAUGAAUCAUUUUGGAAAUACAUUUUAACCCAUAAUUGGAAUUAAAACUACUAAUAUUUCUAUUCCUGUUGAUUAUAUUCUAUCUAAGAUUGAAAGGCCUUUGUCUUUAUUAUCGAAUUGUCCAGUAUAACCAUUGAUUAUUGAACCAAUGAUUAAUGUAGAAUAGGAAAUGAAAUAAUCUCGAGUUAGUUUGAAGGAUUUCGAAUUUAUUCGAUGUAUAGGAGUUGGAGGAUUCUCUAAAGUUUAUUUAGUAAGAGAAAAGAAGACUGGCUAAUUUUAUGCAAUGAAAUUGAUUGAGAAAAAGCCUAUCCUGUAACAAAACAAAUAGAACAUAAUUCAAAACGAGAGAGAUAUCAUGUAUAAUUUAAAUCAUCCCUUUAUUGUUAAAAUGCAAUAUGCAUUUGAAUCUAGAAAAUACUUGGUUUUUGUAUUAGAAUAUUGUUCAGGAGGAGAAUUAUUUUAUCUCUUAAGAAAAGUUAAAAGGAUGAGUGAAGAAGAAGCCUUUUUUUAUUUUGCAGAAAUCUGUUUGGGAAUGAAGAAUUUACAUGAUAAUAAUAUUAUUUAUAGAGACAUCAAACCUGAAAACAUUUUAAUUGACUUUGAUGGGCAUGUUCGAAUAGCAGAUUUUGGUUUAUCAAAGCCUCAUAUGGAAAAUUAGGAAGUGGCAUAUUCAUUUUGUGGAUCUCCUGAGUAUAUGGCGCCUGAAAUGUUAUUAAAAUAAGGUCAUACAUUUUAAUUGGAUCUUUAUUGUCUAGGAGCCUUAUUAUAUGAAUUAAUAACUGGUUUACCACCAUUUUAUUCAAGAAAUACAGAUGAAAUCUAUUAGAAAAUCCUAAAUUAAAAAUUGAGUUUUCCACCUUAAUUAUAAAUGUCAUAACUCUUAAAAGAUUUGUUGAACAAUUUAUUAGCAAAGACUCCAAAAAAAAGAAUAGAUAAUAUUGACUCUCUUUUAAAACACCCAUGGAUGACUUAAUGGAGUGAUAAAAAUCUAUAUAAAGACUUUUUAAUGAAAAAGAUUGAUCCUCCAUUCAAACCAGAUUACUUUUCAUUCAAUUUCGAUGAGGAAGAAUUUGGGAAAGGAGAAAACGAAUUUCUUUUGCAAAUAAAACCAUUGCAAUUAAAUUUGUUAGAAAAUUUUCCAAAAGAAAUAUUCCUUAAGAAUUUUUAUUAUAAUCAAAAUGAAAACCAUUUUGUAGAAAGCACUGGUGGUACAAAUUUAAACUUGAAAUUGCAAGAGGAAAUAUUAUAGCAAGGAACAUAGAGACAGAAGUCUAAGAGACUCAAUACUUUUGAUGAUGAAAAUACAAAUUAUGUUAACGACUAAAAAGUCUUCAUAUUAAAUUAAUUAAGAUUAUAAACGGAGAAUGAAAUAAAAAGAAAAUCUGCAUUAUGA